Cyprinodon tularosa is the source of this 7310-nucleotide messenger RNA. It is a transcript of the gene kcnq5a, whose product is annotated as potassium voltage-gated channel, KQT-like subfamily, member 5a. Gene Ontology annotation, cellular component: membrane. NCBI's taxonomy places the organism in Eukaryota, Metazoa, Chordata, Actinopteri, Cyprinodontiformes, Cyprinodontidae. Gene Ontology annotation, molecular function: voltage-gated potassium channel activity. The record is from RefSeq and is a predicted model, not a curated record. The coding region runs from base 295 to 3321 and encodes 1008 amino acids. The transcript is spliced from 16 exons. Gene Ontology annotation, biological process: transmembrane transport; potassium ion transport.
AAGACUGAGAGCGUGGGAGGGUGGAAGGGGCCCUCCCUCCCGACAAAUGUUUUUAUAGAUCCACUCCUUCAUAACCCAACUCUUUCCCAGCCUUGCGCAGAUGGCCAAAGUGUCCAAAUGGGAGCCUGAAUGUGUUCAAACGGGCGGCAUGAGACGGGGUGAUAGUUCAUUAGUCAUUUAAGCCACAGAUGACCUCUAGAUUCAUUUUAAUAAAUAGUUAAAGUUAGAUCACCCAGGAAAAAAACAGUUAUAUGCCGGUCUGUGCGCGCGCUCCACGCUUGCGCUGGUGAUGCCAUGCCGCGCAGUCACACCGGCGACGAGAGCAGCGGCACCGGGAUCUGGCUGCAGACCUCUGCUGGGAGCCGGACGCUGGAGCACCCGAUGAAAGAUGUGGAGUCCGGACGGAGGAAAAUGAAUAACGCGGUGAGGGCGGGAGACGGUCUGCUGUCUCCCCCCGCAGCAGGUGCGGCGGCAGCGGCGGCGGAGAGGAACCAGGGCGCCCGGCUCAGCCUGCUGGGGAAGCCGCUGACCUACAGCUCUCAGAGCUGCCGCAGGAACGCGCGCUACCGGCGGCUCCAGAAUUACCUGUACAAUGUUCUGGAGAGACCCAGGGAGUGGGCUUUUAUCUACCACGCUUUUGUUUUUAUCCUGGUGUUUGGCUGUCUGGUCCUCUCUGUGUAUUCCACCAUCCCUGCUCACCAGGAAUUCUCCUCUCACUGCCUGCUCAUCCUGGAGUUUGUGAUGAUUGUAGUAUUUGGCCUUGAGUACAUCAUCAGGAUAUGGAGUGCUGGCUGCUGCUGUCGGUACCGAGGCUGGCAGGGACGCCUCCGCUUUGCCAGGAAACCCUUCUGUGUAAUAGACAUCAUCGUACUUAUCACCUCGGUUGCUGUGGUUUCAGCUGGUAGCCAGGGCAACGUCUUUGCCACCUCUGCGCUGCGUAGCCUUCGCUUCCUUCAGAUCCUGCGCAUGGUGCGCAUGGACCGCAGGGGAGGGACCUGGAAACUGCUGGGAUCUGUAGUUUAUGCACAUAGCAAGGAGCUGGUGACUGCUUGGUAUAUAGGGUUCCUCGUGCUUAUCUUCUCCUCCUUCUUGGUCUAUCUGGUGGAGAAAGAGUUUAACAAGGAGUUUGACACGUAUGCUGAUGCGCUGUGGUGGGGGACGAUUACCUUAACAACUAUUGGCUAUGGUGAUAAGACCCCGCAGACGUGGACUGGACGGUUGUUGUCGGCUGGUUUUGCUCUGCUUGGGAUCUCCUUCUUUGCCCUGCCAGCUGGCAUACUGGGUUCGGGUUUUGCACUGAAGGUGCAGGAGCAGCAUCGGCAGAAGCACUUUGAAAAACGUCGGAAUCCAGCCGCCAGCCUUAUACAGUGUGUCUGGCGUAGUUAUGCUGCUGAUGAGAACUCGGUUUCUAUUGCUACCUGGAAGCCUCAUUUGAAGGCGUUGCAUACCUGCAGCCCUGCCAAGAAAGAGCAGGGAGAGACUACCUCCAGUAAGGGUCUAACUAAUUGGGGACGCUUCAGAAAGUGUUCUCGGAAAUAUAGGAGUCAAAAACUGAGUUUCAAGGAGCGAGUCCGAAUGGCAAGUCCUCGUGGUCAAAGCAUGAAGAGUAGGCAGACAUCCAUCAAUGAUCGCCAGCGCUGUUCCCCUGGCAACGAGGUGGUGGGCAGUAAUGAGCUGAUGGGUGGGAGCCCAGCCAAAGUGCAGAAAAGCUGGAGCUUCAACGAUCGGACACGUUUUAGGCCAUCGCUGAGGCUGAAGAGUCAAAACCGCACAGCUGCUCCAGAGGUAGACACAGGCAUGACCACAGAUGAUUCCUUUGAUGAGAAAGGUUGCCAUUGUGACGUAACUAUUGAGGAUCUUUCCGCUCCCUUGAAGGUUGUCAUCAGAGCUGUCAGGAUCAUGAAAUUUCAUGUUGCUAAGAAGAAGUUUAAGGAGACUCUGCGUCCAUAUGAUGUGAAGGAUGUUAUUGAGCAGUAUUCUGCUGGACACCUGGACAUGCUCUGCCGCAUCAAGAGCCUUCAGACAAGACUGGAUUCAGUAGUGGGCCCCCCUCCAAGGCCAUUAAGAGGCCGUGUCAAGACGUUUUCUUCUCCCUCUCUGCAUUUAAGUUACAGCCAGACCCGGAGGAAACAGUCAGCUGCUGGGGUGGAUCAGAUUCUGGGAAAAGGGCAGAUUGCUGUGGAUAAGAAACCAAGAGACAAACUGCACCACGAUGGAGACUCUUUGGAGGGCAUGAGUAUGCUUGGACGCGUGUGUAAAGUAGAACGACAGGUUUCCUCUAUCGAAACCAAGUUGGAUUCUUUGCUUGACGUUUACCGCCAAGUUCUACAGAAAGGUCCCUCAGGGCUCUCCCUCUCCUCUCUGCCUCUGUUUGAGCUGGAUAAUCACCAGCACCACAACCUAGACUACCCAUCCUCCCCCCAGAGGGGCGAUAACGUUAGAGUUCGAGGAGACAAUGGAGGCGGCGGGAUACACCGUUCACAUAGCGCCAACCCAAGAGGCUUGCGGCUCAUCCUGCCACCCGCUGACGAUGACGGCCCUCCGGACUCUGCGCCUCCAUCUUACCCACCCUCCACCGCCUCUCUGUCCCCUUCCCCUCUGCUACCCCCAGACAGCCCUUACCCAACCCUCAACACCCCUUCCAAAAAGCCCCACUUUCCAGAUCUACCACCUCCACCAUCAUCAAGUGGGAGUUUUACCCUCCAGCUUCCCCCUGUGGUACGCCCAUCAAACCUCCGAUGCCCCGCCGACCCAGUCUCAGAUCAUUUGAGAGAUGAAGUAGGAGCAGAUGAGCAAAGUCUGGGCCCUACUGUUGUUGUAGGAUGUAGUGCUGAGGAUGAUGCUGAUGGGGGCAGGGAGGCAGAGUUUGCUCCAGGUAAGGUGCAGCUGCGCAAGAAGUCCGGCCUGAAAUCCGAAGGAGUCUGGAGAAGGCAUUUGAGCCUUGAGGUUAACCCCUGGCUGCUGCUCUCAUCUAACUCAGAAAGGAGGUCUGCAGACUGGGCCGGCAGUCUAGGGAAAUCCCUCUCUGCGCAAAAUAUCAACCAGCCUUUAACCAAACGUGCCCCCGGCCUCUCCUCCGCACUCAACAACAGCAGCAGUAGCAGCAACGACAGCGAGCGCGGGAACGGCCAUAGCGACCUCAGCAACUGGGACGGAACAGAGCUCUUCAUUAGUGAGCGUAAGCCGACAGCUUAUAACUUUCUGUCCCAAGGACCGGACAGCAGCCAGUCUGACAUUUUACAAACAGAAGAGGAGGAUGUACCUCUUUCAAAGGGAAACUCUGAGUUCCUCAGUCAAUCUUCACACUUACAGCUGGUGUGAGCACAAACCGCAAACUGUAUGUAUACACAAUUCUGUGGCCAACGCCACUUUUAAAGGUAUUUAUAUAGGGCACCAUGCAGAUGCUCUGAAUUUUAGAAUUUAUACAUCUACAAACAAUGUUUUUUUUUUUUAGACCUUGUGUUACAUGAUUAUGAUCAUUUACAUACCAGUUAUAUCCACCAACACCCUUUUAUGUGGCACCUAAAUGUUUGCAUCCAGUAGGAUAAAAGAAUGUGCGACUGUGAAUGCCAACAGCUGUGUUUAUGUUACACACAUACACACAGAUAAGUUAUUUUUUGUUAAAAUAAGUGCACUUGUUCUUGGAUUGAGGAGGUAAAAAAGACAUUUUACCAAUGGAAAAAGACAAUUAAUACUUAAAAUAAGAAAAAAUAAUUGCAUUGUCUUACUUCAAGUGCAUAUUAUCUAAUUAUCUUAUUUUAAGAGUUAAACUACUCGUUCCAUUGGUAAUCUAUCUCAUUUACAUCCUUAAAUUAAGGGUAAAUACAAUUAAUUUAAGAAAUUUUUACUUAUUUCUAGAUUGUUUUUCCAGUGCAAAAAAGGACAAAAAUUAUAUUCAGCACCUUGCAAAAUUAUAGACACUCCUUGGACCUGUAUGUGUCUGUUUCAAAUGCUUGUCAACCAAAUGUUAAUAUCAGACAUAGAGUAAAUUCAAAAAGUCACAUUUAGAUUUCAUAAGGUAAAAAAUAGCUAUCCUUUAUGAAAGUUUAACUUAAACCAGCACUGCUUGUUCUGACCCAAAAGCAACUUCCAUUGAGCAUCUGUAUCAAUAAUUUUUGCUGUGAAAGACUUCAGUUUGUUUUGUUUUUCCCGAAAUAUUUUUAUUCAGCCACAUUUGAGAGUUCAAUGUUUAAGCUCACUGUAAGGCUUUUUAGUUGGAUUUAAGUCCAGAGAUUCUUUUUGUUUUGUCGUUUCAUUCGGAAAUCAACUUCCUGGUGUGCUUUGAAUCACCAAUCUUGGAGCUUUUCUGUUGCUUAAUUUGGUGAUGCUUAAGCAAACAAACCAAGAGCCGGACAAUUCAAGUCCCAGAGCACCAGCCUACCACUACCAUGUUCAACUGUCUGUAAGAUGUUCUUUUUUUUUAACAGUCUGUUUUGUUAUUGGUUCUUUUGGGACCUCCUAGAUGAGCUGUUGAUUCACUCUUUGAGUGAAAUCAAUAAACUAAGCCCUCCUGAGAAGGUUCACUGCUCUUACCAUCAUUUAAUGGAUUUUAUUAUUGUUCACUAGAGUCCCAGAGUCUUACAGUAGAAGUUGUUUUGUAACCCUUUCCAAUCUGGUAGGUUUCACGUCUAUUCUUACAAUUCUAUAGAUGGGGACCUAAAGUGUUACUCUUUGAAUACUCUAAACAUAUUUCAUCCAGUCAAACAGGUUCUAUGUCAGUUAUUUCUGUAGGUCAAGGAGCAAUCAGCUCUGGUGGUUUGGAUUUUUUCCACAAAAAACUUGAUUAACCACACGGCUUAUUUGGCUGGAAUAGCUUUUCUCACAUAUUCAUUGAAGUCAUGCUUUUGUAUUUACUCUUAGAAUCUUUGUCUGACAUGAUUUUUUUGUUCAAUUUGAAACAUUUUUAUGGUGGUAAAAAAAAAUCUAUUAAAAGAGGAAGCAGCCUUAUCCUCUGACCAUCUUCCACACCUCUGCUGGGGAAAAUAAUCUCUGCAAUAAUCUGGCACAAUUAGUUCGUCAGAGCAUGUCAGAAACUUCUUAAUUUCAUCAUCAUGUAAAUUUUCAGUAAAAUGCAUUGAUGUUUAUGGUUAUUGUGUGAAAAAAAACUGUGAAAGAGUUAAAGGGAUGUGAAUACUUAUGCAAGGCACCUGACCUAGGAAUCUUUCAGAAGAAAAUGCACCCCCCCCCCCCCCCCUUUUUUUCUAUCAUAAUCUUACAAAAUAAGGAUUUCAGUUUUGAAAAAAAUCUGCUUCUCUUGAGGUGAGAAAAAUGACAGUAUAGAUGAUGUAAGUAAAUUAUGUGGCUCUUCACGUGUGAAUAUUUAACUUUUCUAUUAAUCAAUCUGGACCUCAACUUAAACAAAAAUGCAUGAUUUUUUUCAGUUGAAGGAGAGAAAAAGAGACAACUUAAAUAUAAAAAUAAAUUUAAAAAACUGGGUCUGCUUGAGAAAAUGUUCACCCUUAAAACUAGUGAUGAACAGAUACAAGUAUAACCAGUAAUCACGAGCACUAAAUGUGGUAGAUGAGCCAACUAGAACAAAAACUCAGACUCACUUUGUUUUGUAUAAUUGAUCAGUUUGAUCAUUUUUCUUUAGGAGAAGACAAACCAUGUUCUUUUCAUUGAUUGUUUGUCUUUAGUAUUAAAUCUCUUAAUUUCUUUCCGUACACAUAUCACUUCCUUUAACACACGUUAUCAGAAAUAUACCCUGAGAUGCAUUAAUUAUAUAAUAGUGAGACGAUAUUCUACAACUGCUUCAAGUCCCAAUGACCUCCUCCUGUGUUUGCAUCUGGUGAAUCAUGUGCUUAUAAUUUUGAUGCUGAUUUAGCAAAGACCUCCACAAUCUUGCAUGAGAAGCUGCAUGUUUGCAGCUAUUAAUAUUAGUCAAAGACACAGUUACAAGAUACAGUAUGUUUCUGCACAGUUAAGUGUUUCCCCAAAGCCUUAAAGCUAAACAUACAAACUCAUUUUUUCCUGUUUGAGCAUUUUUUUUUUUGUUCUAAUUUGGAAUAUUUUGACACUGUAUAAUUUUAUUGACAGCUUACUACAUCAACACAAGUGCAUACAACACAUCACUGGGAUCUGUGUUUCUUUUUCCUGCCAAAGACAGAGUAAAAAGCUGCUGUGCUGAUGAAAGCUUCAGUUUAAACAACAAGUGAAGGAGGUGUGUUGUUGGGAAGAAUGUGCUGUUUUUAAUGCUACAUGCAUAUUUUGUGUUUACUCUCUACCCUAAUUUUAUAUUUUUUAAUUGCAAGCGUUCAACAGUAAAAUUGUAUGCAGACGUCGAACUGAAAAAUGUAAGAAAAUUUUCAAAAAUAAGCUGAUGUCCUUUAAGAUUAACUGUAUAAAUAUGGAAAAAAUAGGGAAUUGAAAAACUGUUAAAGUGAAAUUACUGUAGGUUCACUUGCAGGCUUUAAAAAAAAUAUUUAAUGUAUUUUUUCUCUUCAAAUCUGUUUCUUAAGUGAUCCACAAAAGAUUUCAGCCAUUUUUGUUUCUUCUACAUUUUAUUUUUUAUUUUAAUUCAUUUUGUCACACUUAAAAUAUACGUUUCCAUCAAUUAUUUCCUUCAUUGAUAUUGUGAUUUUCUUUUUCUGCUUUAGUCCCUGUUCAGAAAGCAGAUUGCUAAUAAUUUAACACUGAGAGUUAUAGCAAGUAUUAUUUUCAGAAAAAUGCUAACAGUUAACAUUUAUGUGAUUUUCUUCAAUAUGCUUUCAUCCAUAAAAUAACUUGUUGUGGCAAAAAAAGAGAGAGAAAGAAAUACAUUUUCAUAUUAAACAGCACAGUUUCUAGUGAAUAGAUGGGCCUGGUGAUGUGAUAUUUGAUGUUCGUAGCUGCAUGAUUUUGGAACUGAUUUGUUGCUUUAAAAAUGUGGCUGCAUAUGGAAAACCCUACAGGCCAAAGGAAUUAUGGAUGAAAGAAAAUAAUGAGGCUGUACUUCCCAUGACAACAUGUUAUAUUUUGCAGUCUGUAAUUAUUUAAAGGUGCCUUUUCUGCUCAUAGAUUGCGUUUAUUUCCACUCACUGCCUACAACAUAUUAUAUUUGAUUGUACUGAAAUCCAACUGCUCAUUUUGGACUGGACAUCCAGUUCCAUUAAGCCAUCUGGCUUUAAGACUUUACGACUUCAAUGGCCAAAAAUUCUUAAAAACUGAUCUACGGCUUGAACAGUAAUUUAUUACACAGCUGGCCUUAAAGCUUGAUAAUGUUAACAUUAUUAUUUCUUUGAAAUUAAUUUAUUAAAGCGCACAUUAUAUUCUCUGGAUGAGAAAUGCAAAAAUGAUUUUAUUAUUCAUUAAUAAAGUAUGGAUUAACAAAA